GAUGCCGAGAGCGCACACAGAAACAGACACGCGAAAUAACGGCACACGCGUGGCUCUCCCUUUUCCUUCAUGACGAAGCAAAUAUGACUUGUUAAUGUCAUUAUACUUGUAGCCAUCCUCAGUGAAGGCGAAAAACAAACCACAAUUAUUUUCGCAAGAAUCGCCAACAUAUUAUCAGCUGUUUCCCACAGUUCCACAUUCCGGCGCACACAGGGAAUAUGAAGGCGAAAAACCGUGACCAAAGCUUGUCGGACUCCAGAGAACUGGACGGAUCCUAUGACCAGCUAACGGGUAACCCUUCCACCAGCCAAAGCAAAAAAACCAUAAAGCAGCGAUUCCUCAAACUGCUGCCGUGCUGCAAGCCUUCGACUACCCCCUCAAUCAGUCAAAACAGCGUGGAAGAUGACUUUGAGUUAUCCACUGUGUGCCAUCGCCCUGAAAGCAUGGACAAGCUGCAGGAGCAAACUAAGUUUACCAAAAAGGAGCUCCAAGUCCUCUACAGGGGCUUCAAAAAUGAGUGCCCAAGUGGUGUGGUAAAUGAGGAGAACUUUAAGAACAUUUACUCCCAGUUCUUCCCUCAGGGAGAUUCAAGUAUGUAUGCACAUUUCCUGUUUGAAGCCUUCGACACGAACAAAAACGGCUCGGUUAGUUUCGAGGACUUUGUAUUUGGCCUGUCUAUCAUCCUGAGAGGGACCAUUAAUGACCGGUUAAACUGGGCAUUCAACCUCUAUGACUUGAACAAGGAUGGCUGCAUCACCAAAGAGGAGAUGCUGGACAUCAUGAAGUCCAUCUAUGACAUGAUGGGGAAAUACACAUACCCCACCAUGCAGGACGAUGCCCCAAGAGAACAUGUGGAGAGCUUCUUCCAGAAAAUGGACCGGAAUAAAGAUGGGGUGGUCACCAUAGAUGAAUUCAUUGAGUCUUGCAAAAAGGAUGAGAACAUCAUGCAGUCCAUGCAGCUGUUUGACAAUGUCAUCUAAACAUCUGGACCAGUGAGGACACUGGCACCAGAGAGGGGUACGUGUGUGUGGGUGUGUAAGAGGAAUACGGGAUUGAAGAGAGAGAGAGAAAUAGUCUGAUUGCAUGUGUGUUGCGUGUGUGUGGCUGUCUCCCGACUUGCAAGCUUGUGCUCGUGUCUCUGUUGAGAGCUGAGUCCUGAGGACACAGAGAGGGCCCCCUCCCUCUAACUGGACCCCUCAGUGGCUUCCUCCAAGCAACAAAGGAGAGUCCCCAGCGCCCAUCCUCAUCAUGCAGAACCUUAUGUUUUAUCCCAGAGACACAGAGAAAGCAAGCAAGCAGUGGGCUCACAGCCACCUGCACAUCUAACACCCAACCAGCCCCUGCCUGUUUUAUUUGAACUUUUAUUGCUCUUGCUGACGGAGGGACUAUCACAGCCUUUUAAUGGUUGAACUCAGAAGAAGGAUGCUCUCCUUAAACCCUGAUCUCAGAUCACUUUUCCCCUUUCCUCCGUAAUGGCUGAGAGAUGGCAUUGUGAACCUGAUCUUGCCUCUGUGCAUGUGGGUAACACCUUCCUGGAGCCGUAAGACUCAUGGCUCAUCUGCUGGCCAUACAAAUAGAAAUGAAUCUACAGCCACCUGGUGGACAAGAGAGAAAAAGACACUUCCUGAGGGAGCAACCAACAAACUGGUGAUCCGAGCGAUUCCGUCUUACGGAGGGAGCUUCAAACUCGUUCUUUUCCACAAGGGACUGAUUUCAAUAUCGCAUGAUGAUGUCACUAAUAUCUACUUAUGUAUUUACAGAGAUACUCCAAAGUCUGCUCGUCUGUCUGCUGUCCUAGUCAUUCACAGGUGCCUCACCCUUUGUGUAUGUGUGCGUGCAUGUGUAACAGAAGGAGAUGUCAUCUGUCUUACAAAUGUAAGACUCUUGUGACACAACACCCACCUUCAUUCACAGGAUUUUGGUAGAGUAAUUCCCGGCCUUCCAAACUAUUACAAUCCUAACAGUAGUUGUCUAUUGACUGUUGUACAUUUUCUAGCAUUCCCAGUGGUGUGAUAUUAGGCUGUACAAUGUGGGGAUUGCACUAUAAUUUAAUGAGCCGUUUUGACCCUAGCAGCUUCUCUCGACAUGGGAAUGACAUACCACAAUCGUACUAGUCUAUGAAUAUACAUUCAAAGAGAAGUUUAUUAGAUUGCAGAUUGUAUUUGUGAACUUCUUGUAAUCUGAAAUGUCAUGUGGUUGUCACAGGUUCUACCACUUGAAAAAACACAAAAGUCUCCACACCCUUUUUGCAUUAAAUCUGACUAUUUCCAUUUCAAGGAGGCAUAAAGUGAUUGUGUGUAGCAAGUGCAAGACAAAGUUUGAUAGCAGUUUUCUUUUUUCUGUGCCUCCGUUGUUCACUCCAUUUCUUAUUCGCCCUCUCUCUGUAACACCAAAGAAAAGAUAUCAAUUAAAAAGGUACAUAAAGCCACUUAAGGUAAGACAUUUAGCUCACCUGUGGGUGAAGACAGAGGGAGUUACCUGGUAUCAAGCUGGACAAGGGGCAAUCAGAGAUAAGAGGUAGACUACAUGUAGUUUACCUGCACGCUGUUAAGUGCAAUUUUAGGUUGUGAACCCAUCCAUUAGGCUCAGAUUAAUUAUUUUAGAGCAAUUUGCAACCACUUAUUUGCUUCUUUUCACACUAGAACUAAGCAACACAAAUGUGAGAUGAUGUAAGGCACCCGGGCCGUAAUUAAAUCGGCCAAGUGUCUUAAAAGCUGAAACAAACAUGAAAUAGCAAUAAUGUUCUCCACUCACCCAACAUCUCCUUCUUCUCAGAGCACACUAUAAGGGUGCACUAACGGCCCUGGUAAAAAUAUGCACUUCCAGCCCUGCAAUUUCUUAUUUUUUUAUGUUCUGCGGUUUUUACAUUUAUACAUUCUGGAAGAAUGGUUUGGCUCUGAUUGUUCCUGCCCACAGUUAUGUUCUUUUCCCCAAACACAAGGAAAACCUGUCUAUACCCGCAUGUACUGUGUCUAGAACAAUGAAAACCUACUAACCCGUGGUACUGACUGUCUAGCUAGCCUAAACUGGUUGCAUAACAUAUUCAAAAUGUGUAUAUUUUGUACAGAGAUAAUAAAAAAAACAAAAAACACAGUUACUAUGCAAAAUGGACUGGCGUGUGAAUUUAUCAGACUAUACAUAAAUUGUAUUUAUUAAAAUAAGUCCUUUCAGUGAGAUAAAGUACAAAGUACCUGUAGCAAUAACAUUUGACAUUUUGACCUGUCACAGCAGGAAAAAAAUAGUGUAUAUCAGCUUAAGUGAGGACCUGCUUUUAUUCAUUCUGGUACACUUUCAGUGUUUUGGGAGAGUCAUCAUAAAUUCCCCCUUUUUACACAUCUGUAAGUCCAAAAAAAGGGAAAUAGGCAAUGUCCAUAAUAAUAUUCAAAUUAUGAUUCAUUCAUCAUAAUGUCAACAGGAAACAUUUACAGCUUAAAUAUACAUAAUUACAUAAACCAUCCCAGGAGCCAGGUCUCCUUCCACUAACAGGCAGUAGUAUCUAUGCAGAUUCACCCGACCAUGUGACAAUUUCAAAAUGUCAUCCAGCACAUCUUUUUAAAAGUGUGAACAUCAACAAAUACAGUAAUUCAGUCUACAUUUCUGAAGAACCAGCUGACUCCAAACCAUGUACACAGCCUUCAACUGCCAGGUUAUUAAAGCUGAAAAUUUUGUUUUGUUUUGUAUGUUCUAGUGAAAUUCCUG
Molecule: messenger RNA, 3699 nt
Organism: Neolamprologus brichardi
Lineage: Eukaryota; Metazoa; Chordata; Actinopteri; Cichliformes; Cichlidae
Product: A-type potassium channel modulatory protein KCNIP2
Biological process (GO): regulation of potassium ion transmembrane transport
Cellular component (GO): voltage-gated potassium channel complex
Molecular function (GO): potassium channel regulator activity; calcium ion binding
Source: RefSeq, a predicted model, not a curated record